This is a messenger RNA of Spodoptera litura, 3422 nucleotides long. Lineage: Eukaryota; Metazoa; Arthropoda; Insecta; Lepidoptera; Noctuidae. The record is from RefSeq and is a predicted model, not a curated record.
CGGCGUCGCUGCUGCACGCCUGCACCGGUGGUUGCAACACCCUCCCCCCUUCAUUCUCGGCUUCUCGCUCGUCGCCGUCUUGCCGCUAGCCUGUCUCACCUCGCGGCCGGCAGCCUUGCGCGACGCGCCGCGCUCUUUCACAUUCAAAAUUAUUCGCAAUCGCAACCAUUGCAAAAACUCUCUGUGCAAUAAAAUACUUAAUAUUUCGAUGCGUUCACAAUUAGUCUGAAAACAGAGAGGUAGUUUAAAGUUAACAAAGAAAUUAAGUGCCUUUUAAACUUUGAAUGCACUCCUCGUUGCAUGUCCCGCGCGCGUCGUUAUGAGAACCCCGUACUGGCGGUCACGUUGACGUCGCGCCGCCAUAUCUGUCUCGGCCACCAACUAGCAAAAUUAAUAGGCUCCAAAAUUGUGUCACUUCACUAGAAGAAUGCAAUGACACGCGCAUUCGCUUUUUGAAAUUUCACCUUCACCCGGAUGGAAUGAGGAGUGCACAAUCCCAUUGUUUCACAGUUUCAUAUGUUUGAACAUCAUUUGUUUUUUUGUUUUUCGGACGAUUAGAGAGUUAUCAUUUUCUUCCAAAAUUACAAAAAUUACAAAAUAAAGAAUGGCGGAGGGCAAUGGAGAAAUACCCAUUGAAGAGGUACCUGGGAAGGACUCCGAUGUUGGCCGGACACCGGAUUACCGCAAACUCAUUGACUAUGGCUUGGAUCCUAAGGUAGCAGCCAAGCUCGACGACAUUUAUAAGACUGGAAAGCUAGCGCACGCCGAACUGGAUGAACGUGCGUUAGAUGCCUUAAAAGAAUUUCCAUCCGACGGUGCUUUAAGUGUUCUUGGACAAUUUUUAGAUUCAAAUCUCGAGCAUGUAUCUAAUAAAAGUGCUUAUUUAUGUGGAGUCAUGAAGACCUAUAGACAGAAAAGCAGAGCGGGUGUCCAAGGAGCGCCCGCGUUGGCUUCAACUGUCCCCGUGAAGGGCCCCGACGAAGAGAAGAUCAAACAAAUAUUAGCCCGGACCGGGUACACGUUAGAUGUUACCACAGGUCAACGCAAGUACGGUGGGCCGCCGCCCGGGUGGGAGGGCGGUACGCCGGGCGCCGGCUGCGAGGUGUUCUGCGGGAAGAUCCCGAAGGACAUGUACGAGGACGAGCUCAUCCCGCUGUUCGAGCGCUGCGGCACCAUCUGGGACCUGCGCCUCAUGAUGGACCCCAUGACGGGCACCAACCGCGGCUACGCCUUCGUGACGUUCACGACGCGUGAAGCCACGCAGCGCGCCGUGCAGGAGCUCGAUAAUCACGAAAUAAAACCUGGGAAGACUCUGAGAAUUAAGAUUAGCGUACCGAAUCUGCGACUUUUCGUCGGCAACAUUCCCAAGUCUAAAGGCAAAGAGGAGAUACUGGAAGAGUUUGGUAAAUUAACAGCUGGGCUCGUCGAAGUUAUAAUAUAUAGUUCGCCCGAUGACAAGAAGAAAAAUAGAGGAUUUUGUUUUUUGGAAUACGAGUCUCACAAAGCGGCAUCACUAGCUAAACGUAGACUUGGAACUGGUAGAAUAAAGCAGGUAUGGGGCUGUGAUAUAAUAGUGGAUUGGGCGGACCCUCAAGAGGAACCUGACGAGCAAACAAUGAGCAAAGUGAAGGUGUUGUACGCGCGCAACCUGACGCAAGAGAUAACUGAAGACGCGCUGAAGGAAGAGUUCGAGCGCUACGGCACUGUAGAGCGCGUCAAGAAGAUUAAGGAUUACGCGUUCGUGCAUUUUGAGGACCGGGACUGUGCAGUAAAGGCGAUGCAAGAGCUAGACGGUAAAGAAAUGGGUGGUGCGCGACUGGAAGUGUCGCUAGCCAAGCCGCCGUCCGACAAGAAGAAGAAAGAAGAAAUACUGCGCGCUCGCGAACGACGUAUGAUGCAGAUGAUCCAUGGCCGCGGCGGAUUCGAUUGGUGCAGCUGCUCGCCGGUACUGCGCGGCCGCACCCCGCAGCCGCAGCCGCGCCCGCCCCAGGCGCGCGGCGACUACGAUUAUGAUUACGACUAUUACGGGUACGGUGAUUACCGAGGUGGCUACAAUGAGCCAUUUUACCGGUACGAUGAGUUCUAUUUUGAUUACGCGGGGCCACCGCAACCGUCCGCCGUCCGCCAGCCUCCCAACAGACCGCAACCGGACGACGAGCUCGGUCUCGGGCCCAACUCGCUUUACUACGAUCUAACCGGAGGCAUUCAGGCUGGGUCAUGUGGGACGGGCGGGCGAUGGGCGCGGCGCGCGGCGGCGCCGGCCCCCGCGGCUGGGGCCCGUGGUGGUGCGCGCCGCGUCGCGCGUGGCCGCCGCACGCCCAGCGCCAUGCGUGGCAAUCCCCGCGCCAAGCCAAGUUUACCAGGUAAACGUAAACACGACGGGGGCCACCAGAACGUCGGGGGGGAGUGCAAGCGGCGGGUGGGCGCGGGCGGGUGCGGCGCGGGCGCGGGCUGGGGCGGCGGCGCGCUGGCAGCAGCAGCCGCUGGCCAGCUAGCGCGGGGGGCGCGGGGGGCGCGGGGAGCGCGAGGGGCGCGGGUAGGGAGCGGGGAGCGCGGGCGCGGGCGCCGCGGGCGGCCGGCCCCCGCAUGGGAGGCACUACAAGCUGCGCGGGGGAUGCACUGGCCGCUGCGCGCGCGCGCUCGCGGCCCGCGGAUACGUUCACGUCCGGUCCUCGCUGCGUGCCGAGAGGAUCGCUCUACUUUUUUCUAUAUAUGUGUUUUUUUAUUUGAUUUUCGAGUUUUCGAUUUUGUAUCGCAUCGAUCCGAAAAAAUCUUAAAGUAGGACGUUAUGAAAUGUUUCGAUUGUAAGUUUCCCGUUAUGCUUAUGUUUUUCACUGUCGUAUUAGCCGUAUAUAUAUUUAAUAUAUACUUUAUUUGAGGGGAGCGCACGGCCGCGGUUGCCUGUUUGCGACCGUGCGCUUGGGUCGCGGACCCGUCGACUGUCUGUUUUUUUUUAAUACAUGUUAUUCGAUAUAUUUUAUUCCUGUGAACGCAUUUUGCGAUGUGAUGUGUAUUUUAGCAGUAAUUAUUAUAUUGUAAGGAGUUUGACUGUUGUUUUUUGACAUACUUACAACUUAGGAUACUUGAAUGAAUUUAAUCGGAUUCUUGAAUGAAUUGAACUCUCCGACGACUAGCGAUUACGGCUAAAAUAAAACCACCCCCUGUACUCGAACAUUUCCCGACUGUGUUCCUGCUUUAGUUUUUUUUGCUUUAUUUUUAUUACAUAUUUCCCUUAAAAUACAUUAGUGUGAGGCAGUAGUAUUGUAAAGUUCAGGAUUUCUGUAAUGUUUAUUAUUGCUGUACUAAACUUUUUUUUUGUAUUCGACCACAUAGCAUGUCCAUACUGUUAGAACUCGACUUGUAUCAAUCUUGUAUCAGUUUAAUAUGUGGAAUAAAUUUGCAAAACUGUGUUUGCCUUAUUA